AUCGCACUCAAAAGGACAAGGUUUCCAUUGGCCAUGGAUUUCGAGGGCUUCUGUGAAGAUGAAAAUCGUACCACCUUGAGCAAAGAUUAUCAUCCAAUUCAGGACGGCUGGAACUCGCUUUUGGAUGUGAUAGGUGACGAUCCCCAGUUCCUGUACGUUUGGGCUUUGCCGUUGUGGAACUACGCCCUGUAUUGGAGCAUUGGGUCUCUGUUUGUGCUGAUGGAUGUUACCGGAAAGCCGGCCUUUCUCCGGAAGUACAAGACGCAACCCGGAAGGAACGAACCACUUCCCACGAAGGCGCUGUCCAGCGUUGUGUUUUCGGUUUUGUUCAACCAGUUCUGUAUGGGAAUUCCGGCGGCUUUCAUCGGAUUCCGCCUGAUCGAUACCAGUAGUUUGGAAAACAUCCGGAUCCUUCCGAGUGGCUUCGUGGUGUUGCGGGACUUGAUCGUUUGCAUAAUUCUGAUCGAACCGGUAUUCUACUAUGCCCAUCGGAUCGUGCACCUUGGACCAAUCUACCGGCACAUCCACAAGCGGCAUCACGAGUGGACGGCCCCUUUUGCCUUGGAGGCCCUCCACUGUACCCCACCGGAGUACGUCCUGUUCAAUGUGAUCGUUCCAAGCGUCGGAAUCGUGCUGAUGAAAAGCCACGUCUUUACGGCUGCCCUCUGGUAUCCGGUUAUGGUGAUGAACACGCUCCGCGAUCACUGCGGCUACCAUUUGCCGUUCUUCUUCAGUCCGGAGUUUCACGAUUAUCACCAUGCCAAAUUCACCGAAUGUUACGGUAUUUAUGGGAUCAUGGAUUGGCUGCAUGCUACGGAUCGGCAGUAUCGCAAGAGCAAACAGCAUCAGCGGCACCAUGUGCUCUGGACGACCAAAUCGGCACGGGAGCUCGUUCCGGAUAAAUGA
Molecule: messenger RNA, 906 nt
Organism: Uranotaenia lowii
Lineage: Eukaryota; Metazoa; Arthropoda; Insecta; Diptera; Culicidae
Product: fatty acid hydroxylase domain-containing protein 2-like
Exons: 3
Coding region: 34-906 (290 amino acids)
Biological process (GO): sterol biosynthetic process
Molecular function (GO): C-4 methylsterol oxidase activity; iron ion binding
Source: RefSeq, a predicted model, not a curated record